This is a messenger RNA of Solanum dulcamara, 2987 nucleotides long. RefSeq names its product rust resistance kinase Lr10-like. Gene Ontology annotation, molecular function: ATP binding; protein kinase activity. The record is from RefSeq and is a predicted model, not a curated record. The transcript is spliced from 3 exons. Gene Ontology annotation, biological process: protein phosphorylation. Lineage: Eukaryota; Viridiplantae; Streptophyta; Magnoliopsida; Solanales; Solanaceae. The coding region runs from base 47 to 1927 and encodes 626 amino acids.
UGCUCGUGUUGUUGUUUUUUUCUUCUUUUAAACAAAAGGGGUCGUCAUGGAUUUAGUUUCUUGGUUUCUCGUCUUCAUUUUGUUUCAUCAGAGGGGUUUUGAUUCAGUUCAAGGACAGAACACACCUUAUUCAAACUGUCCUCAAGAAUUCCAAUGUGGAAGUUCGGAAAUCCUGAGCUUUCCUUUCUACAAACCCAAUCAACCUGAUUGUGGAUUGUGCAAAGUUGAUUGUGAUACUGCUCCACAUCCGGUGAUUGAAUUGGACGGAGUGAAGUAUCAAGUUGUUGAAAGACAGAAUGUUUUUGUCACAAUUAAGGAUCCUAUUCUUGAAAAUUUCUUAAAGAAAAAGAGUUGUCGAUCUUUUGAUAGAAAUCUAUCUCUCCCAAUAUCUCCUAUAAUCACCUAUAGAAUCUCCCCCUUCCUCACCUUGUUUAAAUGCAAUACUAGCAAUGGUUUCUCUUACGAUGGCUUUCAGAGAUACAAUGGUUGCGAAAGUUUCACAUUAUACUAUAACCAUUCGUCUGUUUCUUCUGUAGGAACUAAUCUUCCUACUAAAUGUUCAAUGAUUCAAUUGCCUAUGGUGUCAGUUUAUGAAUCAAAAUCGAACAACAGUGACUUGUUCGAUAUGUUAGCUGCUGAUGUUUCUCUAGGAUGGACUAUAUCUAAUAAGUGUAAUCAGUGUUAUUCUAUCGGAGGACGGUGUCAAGUUGAUAGUAACAACAAAUUUCUUUGUUCUGCUGAUGAAGGCAAAGGAACAUCGAAAAAGCACCAUCUUCGCAGAACAUGGAUCGUCGUUUUAGCCACAGUUGCAGUUCUCUCUUGCAUUGGAAUCUUGAUUUUGCUAUUCUGCUUCAGAAAAAAGAUUUUCUGGCAAAAGUACCUCAGGUUUUGGGAAUCUGAAGCUGAGGAUCAUCGAAAUAUUAAAGCAUUUCUCAAGAACUACGGGCCAUAUGCUCCGAAGAGAUAUAGCUAUUCAGACAUCAGAAGGAUGACUAGUACCUUCAAAAACAAACUAGGCCAAGGAGGAUAUGGUUAUGUAUACAAAGGAAGUUUGCAUAAUGGAAGUCCUGUUGCUGUGAAGGUUCUGAAUGGACUAAAAGGCAGUGGUGAAGAAUUUAUUAACGAGGUGGCAAGUAUUAGCAGGACAUCACAUGUUAACAUCGUGAGCCUCGUGGGAUUUUGCUUUGAGGGUCGAAAAAGAGCUCUCAUUUAUGAAUUCAUGCCAAAUGGAUCUCUAGAAAAGUUUAUCUAUGAGGAAAGAUCAGACAGAGUUCGCCAACUGGAUUGGUUAGUACUGUAUAAAACUGCACUAGGCAUUGCUCGAGGAUUGGAGUACUUGCAUCGUGGUUGUAACACUCGGAUAUUACAUUUUGAUAUAAAGCCUCAUAACAUACUUCUUGAUGAAGAUUUUUGUCCUAAGAUAUCUGACUUUGGCCUUGCCAAACUCUGCAUAAAAAAGGAAAGCAUAGUGUCAAUGUUAGAUGCACGAGGGACUAUCGGUUAUAUUGCUCCAGAAAUUAUUUGUAGAAACUUGGGAGGUGUCUCACACAAGUCUGAUGUCUAUAGCUAUGGAAUGAUGGUCUUAGAGAUGGUUGGAGGAAGGAAAAAUGUUGAUGAGAGACUUGAUCGUACGAGUGAAAUCUACUUUCCUGAUUGGCUUUAUCAACGAAUUGAACUAGACGAAGAACUUCAAUUAAAUGGUAUAAUGAAUGAAGAGGAGAAAGAAUGUGCACGAAAGAUGGUAAUAGCGAGUCUAUGGUGCAUUCAAACUAUUCCUUCAAAUCGACCAUCUAUGACUAAAGUUGUCGAAAUGUUAGAAGGCAACCUUAACUCUUUGCAAAUUCCUCCAACGCCUUCCCUAUAUUCUUCCUCAAGAACAGAAAUGGAUUCAUCAGAAGUAAGAUUGACCUCAUCAGUAGAGAAUUGAUCUAAGCUUCUCACAUUGAGAAAAGUUCCCGUUCAACUCGUCUCUAACUCCACGAGGUAAGGGUAAGAUGAUUUGAGUACUAUGUCACUUUACCCUCUUCACACUCCACUUUUAUGAUUAAACUCGUAUGAUAUUGUUGUUGUUCUUGCAAAAAUUUUUCAUUGUGUUUUGAAUAGUUGCUUCUUUAGUCUUACUUUGUUAGAAACAUCUAAAUCCACUGAGCUUCAAAAAAAAAAAAUUGUGUCAGAUUGACUUCUUUUUUUUGCCUUUUCUUAUAAAUAAGAUUGACUGGAAAAUAAUGAUCACAAAAGGCAAGACUAAAUAAAAUAUGGCUUAGUUUUCUUCUUUUUGGAGGUUGGAAUUUUUUUGUUUGAGCAUGGGAUAAUUCUAUAUGACUUAGUCUUCUUCUUUUGUUUGCUUCUUAAUCAUGAUUUCUCAAAUGCAACAAUAGUAUCACUAACCAAAAUACAAGGGAAAGAGAAUCAAUUAUUGGGAAAAAAUUUACUCACACUUGGUACAAUAACAUAUUUAAUAUAAUUUCAUAAGUGGAGUCUGAAAAAAGUAGCAUAUACACAGAUCUUACCCAUGUCUUUGUGGGGAAGAGAGGAUUUGUUUUCGAAAGACACUCGACUCUUUUUUCUCAAAAAUAAAAAUAUAUCAUGAAGUCAUAUCGAUUUGUUAUCAUUUGUAUGUUAUAGUUCUGAAAUGUAAUUUUUUAAAACCUUUAUUUGUACCUCUAUAAUCGUGACGAUUUGGUAUGGUUUGUAAGUAAUCCAAUAGGACAAUUACGUUAAAUAUAGCAUGAACUCAUAUCUUUUUGCUCUUUUUUUUUUCCUUAUGUGCCUAUAGUUUUGAAAUCAUGACAAUCCGAUGCAGUUUCUAUGUAAUCUGGCUUGUAAGACAUCUAGGUUGAAUAUAGCAUUAGGUCAUAUCAAUCUGUCAUGACUUAUACGCUACAGUUCACCUAUUCGGGUUCCUCUAGCUAGCUCACUUGAUCAUCGUUGUUGGUUCAACUUAAAAGUAUUUUGAUCCAUAUAUUUUUCGUUAAACUUAAAAGGUC